Entrophospora candida is the source of this 1089-nucleotide messenger RNA. NCBI's taxonomy places the organism in Eukaryota, Fungi, Glomeromycota, Glomeromycetes, Entrophosporales, Entrophosporaceae. The record is from the annotation of a GenBank genome assembly.
AUGGAAGAAGCACUUACUAAACCAAGGAAUGUUACCCAUACUUUAUAUAAAUUAUACAACUGGUUGCAAAUGGGAAUAAUUGACCUUAAUCCUGAAUUCCAAAGAGCAAUUAAACAAUCUCAUUUAGUAGAUUCUGUUCUUAACAACUUUUAUGUUCCACCAGUAAUUUUUUCUUGUAAAAAAUUAGAUAACAAAAGAUGGAUCAGAGUAUGCAUAGAUGGGAAGCAAAGGUUAACUGCCAUCAAAAAAUUUAUGGAAGGUGAAAUUCCCCAUGUAAGCCCUUCUGAUGGCAAUGUAGCUAAAAGGUACUAUAAAAAUGUCAAUGGCAAAAAGACAUUGACAGAACCAGAACGAGAGUUAUUUGACUGUUCUGAAUUGCUUUGUGUUGAGUAUUAUGACCUUUCAUUACAGCAAGAACAGGAAAUUUUUAGUCGUGUCCAAUUGGGUGUUGCAUUAACACCAGCUGAAAAAUUACAAGCAAUCAGUAGUCCAAUGGCUGAUUUUGCUCACUCCAUUUUCAGCAAAUAUCCUAGUAUUUCACUUAUAAUGGAUACUAAACGUGCUAGGCCAUUCCAAUUGAUAACACAAUCAUUACAUAUGAUUGAGAAUGAACCUGAAAAAUUCAAUGCAACACCUGCUGUCAUAACCAAAUUCUUAAAGGAAGAACGUCAAGUACCCUCAAAUUUAAAAAUCAUUGCAGAAAGAAUUUAUCAAACACUUGAAGCAAUGAUAGCUGAUAAUUCUGAUGUAUUUCAUAAAGAUAAUCGAUUGGCUCCUGUGGAAUUUGUGUUCCUAACUUAUAUGAUUGCAAAAUAUCCUGGUCUAUUAAUCUCCCAUUAUCAAAGUCGUCUGUUAGCCAUGAAAAAACAUGUCCGUCAGAAACAUGAUGACAUUCGAUUUAAUAAUAAAGUUUAUGACACUUUAAAAAGAUUUGUUGAUGGUAUGGAAUCUGAAUACUUAGUCACUUCAUCUUCAUCUACACCAUUAGCAUCAAAUGAUGUGUUAUACAAAACUGAGUCAACCAAUUAUGAUGGGCAACAAUCAUCAUCAUCUAGGCCAAAAAAAAGAAGUAAAUUUACAAAUAAUUAA